This is a messenger RNA of Alternaria rosae, 591 nucleotides long. RefSeq lists its product as uncharacterized. NCBI's taxonomy places the organism in Eukaryota, Fungi, Ascomycota, Dothideomycetes, Pleosporales, Pleosporaceae. The record is from RefSeq and is a predicted model, not a curated record. The transcript has 2 exons. Bases 1 to 591 code for a protein of 196 amino acids.
AUGUCACUUCCCAUCCAACCACUUCCUUUUCGUGAGGAGAUCGAAACCCUGUUUAAACGCAUCGCAGUCUUGCAGAAAGAACUCAACGAGAAGACAGAUAGACUCCACUUCUUAUAUGGCUUCGAAAUGAAGUCUGCUCCUUACACGCCUGCGCCGGUAGACGAUGACAACGACAACGAAGAGGCCGAGAAUGACAAAGAUGGCGACGAGAACGAGGAUGAGCAAGAAGUUGAAGGAAAGAAGACAGGCGUCAAGAACUCCGCCCUCAAGACGAGCGUCAAGAAAUCAGCUGUCAAAAAGACAGUCAUCAAGAAAGGUGGAAGCGAGAAGAAGAGACCAAGACGAUGCAAACAGUGUAAAGAGCACUACCUGGAAGACAACGCUGCGUCUAACUUGGUGAAUUGGAGCGAAAGCGGAAGGAGCGAGAUGCAAAGAAAGCUACAGGGAGAUGAAGUAGAAGGAGAUGAAGUAGAUCUAGAAGAGGACCUAGAAGAGGACCUAGAAGAAGACUCAGAGGAGGAGGAACAGGAAGCAAGGAACACCCAGCGCAAGCAACCUAAGAAGAAGGCUGGAAAAGCUGCUUCAAAAUAG